AUGGUUCAAUCCCAACAACCUACUGCGAUCCCAACAACCCCCUUCAAUGAAACAAAGGUGUCAGGGAUAAUCGACGAUUUGCAAAAAUAUUGGCCAUUGGCUGGCCUGCCCGAGCAGCAACGAGAUAUCUUGAAAGACAUCCACGGAUACCUUCAAGAUUAUGGAAUCCGACCAGAUGGGACAGCGUACAACUUAAACACCCUAAAAUAUUAUCUGAGAAAAUCAUUUCUCGGCCUCAAUAUAGGGAUAGAAUACAAUGAAGAUGCAUCUGGAAAUAGCCAGUAUUACCAGAUUCAUAUUUGUAUAGACCCGUCUGGUAAAUUCAUGAUUAAGUGUCCAGUGCUGGCCGAUGAGAAAUGUGCCGAUAGCUUUGUGUUUCCUUCCUUCUAG
This is a messenger RNA of Rosa rugosa (rugosa rose), 390 nucleotides long. Its product is annotated as extracellular ribonuclease LE-like. Gene Ontology annotation, molecular function: ribonuclease T2 activity; RNA binding. The transcript has 4 exons. The record is from RefSeq and is a predicted model, not a curated record. The coding region runs from base 1 to 390 and encodes 129 amino acids. Lineage: Eukaryota; Viridiplantae; Streptophyta; Magnoliopsida; Rosales; Rosaceae.